AUGCCAGCCGAGACCUCUUUAACUACGGCUCAAACAUCUAUUAAACAUGGCUUUCUGCCAUUUUCAUCUAAGUCGCGCCACCCCGAAAUAUCGGCGGCACUAGACGACGUACCUCGUUACCUAUUCCGAGUUCACGCACCAACCACCGCAGGCCAGACAACCACUGAUUAUGUUGCGUCAAGAGCAGCCGUAUUUGGCCUGCCUAGCUCUACCACCGAUAUCCUUACCAUUCCAGAUCAAGAUGCCGCCGAAAUGAUCAACUGCCAUCUGCGGGGAUGGUCAAGGAACACUGAUAACCUCAUCUCAUGGUCGAGCUCCCUGCUGUUUGUGCUACAGUAUGCGCUUUACCGCAACGUCAAAAUCGGUGAUGAGUUGUCCGAUAUACAGGUCCAUGUUCUAGACACACUGGGUCUGCCCUCGGGAGCUUUCAUUUCGGAUAUGGCACUGUUGGAUACCUUUGCCAGCAAACACCGUAAGGAAAAGAUGAACCUCUCCAACUUUCGGCACUUGCGCCGAAACACCCUAUAUAAUUUUGGUGAAUAUUUAUGCCAAGGAACUCUGUUCUACGAUGGACGCUGCGCCUCCGCAAGUCUGAAUGACAUUGUCCAUCACGGGCUUUUUAAACUGUGCCCCGAGAUGGAAGAAGCUAACGAAAAGUCGGAACUGGCCAAAAGAGUUUUGAAAAUGCGCGACCAGUGCUUCGGAUCACCCUCCGCGGCCACAAAACAAGAAAUUCGGGCUGCUCUAGCCAUUUCCCAAGGCUGUUUCGGAGAAGAGUGGGCGUUGCCACUGAUGGCUGCCUUGCUUUCACUUCGAAAGAGAUAUCCAGACGACGAUGUAAUAAUCGAGGCUUUUAAAGCAAACUUUUCAGGCAAGAAAUCCUUCUAUGUGUAUGAAGAGAUUGUAGCGACCAAGCGUGGUGCGCUCAAGUCUUUCUCAGACGAGCGACUCCCAGAGAUAUUCCAGUUUGAGGGAAUCAUACAGGAUAUCCACAAUGAACACUCCUUACGAACUCUCGACUCGAUUAUAGCCUCGACAAUAGGAUUGUCUCGUAAGUUGUCACCUGAAAACUCUGUUGUUUCUUUGCUCAUUUACUUCUGGUCUCCUCCCAAUCUGCUCUUUAGCAAAUUCAAGAGCCACUUGGUCAAUUUUGAAAGAGAGCUUGGUGAAAGUUGGAAAGAUGUUUCUCCAGUUCCCUAUGUGGGGUUCGACUACUGUGCUGGUUGA
Molecule: messenger RNA, 1227 nt
Organism: Colletotrichum truncatum
Lineage: Eukaryota; Fungi; Ascomycota; Sordariomycetes; Glomerellales; Glomerellaceae
Source: RefSeq, a predicted model, not a curated record